CGAUGGGAACAAUGGGGCCAAACCGUAAAAGCAACACGCUAUCGAUGCGCCACGUCCUAAAGAGACUAAUCCGACAAAGUUGAUCGAUCGUCUUAAUGGAAUCGCGCGACGCUAUUAGAUGGUAAGAGAAGAAAAAGGGAUAUUUUCGUCUGUCAGCUUCCGUGGUAUCCAACAAAGUAUCGGAAACAGUGACUGUCGCCUGACGGUUCGUCUCUUCCAAUCCAGCAUCUCUUCGCGACUCGUGCGCGACCCCGAAGAGAGCGUAUCGAAUCGAGGAUCUUCGCAAAUUUUCGGGGAGCUUCGUUCGCCCACGGAUUCUCCCGGGCAGCCGGCACGGCUCAGUAUACUGCGUGGCAGCCUGGACCGCAGGCGCCUCCAGUCGAGGGCGCGUAGUUCGCGGUUGCGUGUCUGUGCGGACGCACACCAGUGUGCUUCCAACGAAAAGCGCCUGUACCGUGCUUUUUGGGACGCACUCACUUUUCCACCGUGCGCGUAGUUUGUCGCUCGAAAUCGACGUCUCGCCUGCGGUUCAAUUCCACGCCAAUCAAUCGAAACUCUGUAUUCGCGAGUCGUCAAAUUCCUACUGGAAGGGAUAAAGGACAUUCGAUAAACAAACGGAAUUAUCGAGAAUCCGUUUCGAAACUUGGUAUCACCUGCGACCCAGCAGCAACUGAUUGCCAGCUCGGCUCGAUUUCAUUCGCGUCUGUCGCGAUAAAGAAAAUGGAACUACCUCCGAGCCGGUUUAAAAAACACGAUUCCAGUGACCAUGGCGUUGAAACAGUUGCACGAGAUUGAUCGUCAUUGGUCGGGAAUCGAUCGACGACGACAUUCGUGAAAGUCAUGGGUACUCGUCUCUCAAUCAGGUCGACUAAACGCGGUUGGCCAGCCGUCUGAAUAUCGUCUGUAACGUUUACACGCGGAUGCUGCUGCUGGUUGCGAUUUGUGGUGCACCGACCAGUCGCGCUUGUGUGUGCCGUGUACGCGCAAGAUGUACAACGCAUAGACCGUUGCUGUGAUACGCUGUCCCGCGCGGUUCUUUGCUGUCGCUGCUUCCAAGUGGCUGGUACACGGCGUUUGUGGCCGAAAGAGUAAAGAGAUUAGCGGACAGACAGAAAGACAGGGAGAGGAACAAAGGGGAAGAUAUAGCGUGCUCGGGGAGAGGGAACGGAAGAAGAGAGAAAGAGGGAGCCUGGAGAGAGUAAUGAUCGUGACGACGGUCGUACGGACAAAUGAACACCUCGGCACAGCGUUUGGGAUAUUCCAAAGAUGUGAGGAAUGAUCACGUGGGUGAUGGUCGGGCUGCUCCUGGCUGCGGAAACUUGCGGCAGAAACGUCCUCUCCGGAAACGGAAACGGAAAGGAGGAGUCGAAGCAGAAGGACGGGCUGAAGGGAGUCACGACAGAAGAAGAAGACAUCUACCGUCUAACGUGCUACACUUGCGUCAACGUCAGCGAUAACCAGGUGAGCAAGAGCUGCGUGAGUAGCGCGGAAUGCGGACCUGCCUCGGUCGGUUGCAUCCCAGUGGACACGCAGCAGAUCUGCAUCAGCUGCUGCGAUCUGAGUUACUGCAACAUCGAGUCGCCUACCAACGCCACCAACGCCAUUUUCUCGCGCAAACGGCGCGCCAAAUCGAAGUCGAAACGCAAACGACCCGGUAGAAACGGGGUCGAGGGCAGCCGAUUCUACGGGGGCGGCGCACUCUGGCUCAUGGCCUCACUCUUCUAUGCAUAUCAUUGCUGAGGAAGCAGCACCGCGGAAGAAUCUCUAGUUAGAAGACAUCAGCCGUGCACCAGGCAGCUCGGGAAUUAUCCCCCACCGGAGUUACGAUUCGAGAAUAUAAAACGCGUUUUUUCGCAAUCCAUCUAUUUCCUAUCGAACGAAACCACACUAGUCCUACUUGUAUACUCUCAUCUCUUCUCGACUGAUAGCAUAUCCUGUCAUUGUUACACCUAAACUUUCCAUGUUUCGAACGUUUAGAAAGUCCUCGAGUCUUAAGCAAAAAUUAUUCGUAAAAGUACUCGCGACUCCGUGCUUCUCGAGUCGAAGCUUUGGGAAAAUCUGUGUUCUAUUAAUCAGCUUCCACCGUCUCGUCUCUGUUUCUCGAUGGUGUGAAGUGAAUCGCGAAUCGUGUACCAUUAUCGCGCGAGCGACUGUUUUUGCGUAAGAUAAGAUAGGGAAAUUAGAAGCCUGUUCGUCUUUCUCUUCGUUGACAGAUUCGAAGAGUACGAACUCGUCUCCCGAAGAGAGAGAGAGAGAGAGAUGUCGCCAGGAUCCUCUGGGAGAAUCCUGCGCUGUCUGAAGCAUGUAUAGCUAACGGAGGGCCGUUUUAAAGACUCUCAGUGAUGGAAAAAGGAAUUGUUCUCUUCUCGUAGUAGCGUAGUUGCCUAUGCCUUGUUAGAAAACGAAAAGAAAAAAGAAAAAAUGAAAAUACACACACACACACACGCGCACACACAAGACGAAACUAAGAUGUAAGUUCGAGUUUACGGAUUAAACUUUCUACAGAGUUCCAGUGCCAAAGCGAGCGAGGAAAAUUCAAAUACCUUCCAUACAGCUGAUUUUACAGGGGCAUUUCAUUUUCGAUCGAGAACAGUCAACGCUGAUAUGUAUUAGGGGGGCGAAGAUCCGUAUUGUUUUUCGUGUUUUAAAGGCCCUGAUUCGACACGCGGAAUUUCAUUUCGACUCCUCGAGGUGGAAAAAAGAGCGAGACGCGGGAAGACAAAUGAAACGUUUGCUGCUUGUUCUCUGCUGAUUCAUUCUGAAUUUCAGUACCUGCUGGAGCAACGAUCGAUCGUUGUCCUCAAGGCACUUGCUCACUGAAGCCGCGAAUUCCCCGUACGAUUCACGACCAUGUGUUUCGUUCGACAAAUAAAAUAACAAACCCUUUUCUAUUACUCCCUUUCUACGGUUUUUUCGUUCGCGACUCGACCAGUACUCCGUCAGACCUAAUCUACUUGGACAUCGAUCUCUCGGUCGAAUAUUUAACUAGUCCUGCGGAUCGAUCGAGUUUUUCGUUUUCUUCGAGUCGGAGAAGCGAAUGUUGAUUUACAUGGAAAGUUCUUAAUUAAUUAAGUUGCUCGCGCGCAACUUCAAAGAAAUCGCUAAUUAUGUAUCCAAGGCGAAAAGAAGUUCCUAAUUAUUCCCACGUAAUAAUAUUACUUCUAUCAUAUCAUCUUAUUUUUCCGUAAUAACACUUCCCCUGUGUUAAUAAAGCGUUAAUUAUCCUAAUUGUCAAUUUAUUUGAUAAAGCGAGAACACGAUAGUUCCCUUUAGUUAGAUAUCAGAACCAGCCAGUUUGCAGAAUUUAUGACAAAGAGAAGAAAAUCUGGCGCUAAAAGCGAGAUUAGAUUCAUUCCAAAAUCAAUUUCCACUCGACUCUUAUCGUUCGAUCGUCGAACAGAAGCAAGAACCGUUCAGUUUCCGUGGAUAUCGGGUUUCUUAAGAAAAGCUACGAAAAAAAAAAGAAAGAGAAAACAUUGGAAUAUCACGGCACGCUAGCAAAUCGUGGAGUUUGCUCUUGCCCGCAGUUUGACAAAUAGAUAUGCAAAUCAUAAAUUAUGCGAACGGGACGUACGCGGGAUUUGAAUUAUCGAUAAACUGGAAUUACGCGUACCUAAAAGCUGUUUACAUACCUACAAACUCGCCUACUACAGACUAUUUACUGCUAUUACAAUUAUUAACAAUUAUACACAUAAAUAAAUAAAUAAAUAUAUAAAUGAAUAAAUGAAUAUAUAUUAUGAUAUAGAAAUUAUACAUUGUUUCGGCAUGAAGAUGUAAGAAUACUGUUGGUAAUGAAAUAAAGAAGACUAUAAUUGUCAGACUGGCACACAACGGAA
Molecule: messenger RNA, 3836 nt
Organism: Bombus pyrosoma
Lineage: Eukaryota; Metazoa; Arthropoda; Insecta; Hymenoptera; Apidae
Exons: 5
Coding region: 1276-1740 (154 amino acids)
Molecular function (GO): acetylcholine receptor regulator activity
Source: RefSeq, a predicted model, not a curated record